This is a messenger RNA of Acanthosepion pharaonis, 4368 nucleotides long. The record is from the annotation of a GenBank genome assembly. NCBI's taxonomy places the organism in Eukaryota, Metazoa, Mollusca, Cephalopoda, Sepiida, Sepiidae.
AUGGCUACAACGCGACGCUUGGCUUUUUUACCUGCCCAACGGGCUAUUUACACUUUUAUCUCUUCACUUCCUUUUUGGAUAUUUCUUACUGGCAACAUCUCUACCUCAAAGCGCUCUAAUCAUUCCCCCUUCGUACAUCUCCAAUUGUUGGAAGAUGUUAUUGUCCCAUGUGGGGACGGAGACUUACUGGUUAAGGAACUUAUUGAUAAGGCUAUCAUCAGAUACAAAAAAGCGGUUGGAAAGUCCAAUGACAGUUGGGUGACUGUGCAAAGUCUUAAGACUUGUAGCGAUGGUGGAAUUCUUGAUCCUGAUGACCAUCUUAAUGACGUAGUAGAUGAUAGAGAGCAGUUGACUGCCAUUUAUGAAGAACAGCCUGCAAACCAUCUUCACAACAAUGGUGAUGGAGCCAGUGCUAGUUCUGUAGGAACUUCUAGUCCUGACAUCUUCCAAAGUAAUAAUGGACCUAGUGGUGCUAGCAAUGGAGAUUUCAAAAGCUCCAACCUCUCUGACAAUGAUGUCAUUGUUACUUUGGACGAUGUUCCUUCAGGGCCAGGGUUAACAGUUCGGCGUGGCAGUGAACCUGCUCUUGUAGGUCUUGGAGAAGAAGAAACCUCUUCAGGUUUGGCUGUCAAACCUGAAACACCUGUUGUACAUAAACGUUGGGCAACAUUUGGCAAUGAUACCGAAUUUAAGACUUCUACUUCAAAGCAGGAAAAUGGGGAUUCAGACUUUCUUGACCCAAAGAAACGUCUCCAGCCACGGUGGAGUAGUACAGGCCAUAACAAACUUUUGGCUCCCAAGUUCUUCCGCGAUCCUUGCCGCCAGUCCCUUGGGAAUCGACCUGACAUGUUCAAGUGGUUUGAGGCACAGGAACGGCAGGAGGAAAGGUUCAAGGAUGCUCAAGAUGGAAGAGAAGAACCUGUUGGUGGCAGCAUUGAGAAAGAAACUAAUAGCAAUGUGGCUGAAAAAGAACUUGAAAUAAUUGUAACAUUGAAGAAUGAUGGGGAACCACUUGGCAUUCAUGUGGUACCAGAUUAUGAUGAAGAUGACAAAGAGACUGGUUUACUCCUACAGAGGAUUGAACCUGGGAGUAAAAUAAGCCGUGAUGGUCGCCUGAAAACGGAGGAUCGUAUUAUUGAGAUUAAUGGGUCGAAUUUGAUGGGGAUUUCUUUUGACAGGGCCCAGGAGAUUUUUCGUAAAGCUAUGAAAACAAAUGAGAUACAACUCAAGGUGCUAAAAUCCAACCCACCCCCUCUUCCAAAAAUGCCACCCCCAUUACUUCCAAAGCCCACUGCCAGAAAUCGAACGUCACCUCCUAAGCCAAGCCCACUCACUCUUCCACCAACCAAUCCAGAUGAGCCAAAGGAUCAAGUUGAUAAUUCAAAAAAUCUCAACAAUCAGAAAAAUGCUUAUGAUGAUGAUGAUGAUAUCAGUUCUUCUAUCAGUUCUGGGAAGUCAGAGUCUAAUGCUGCCAGUGACGAGAAACCUUCAUCUGGUAGUAGUGUGACUGAAAAUUCAGGAAUGAUUGAUGACAACUCCGUCCCACCCUCACCAACCAAAAAGGUGCCUCCAGCUGUUCCUACACGUCAUCCAACUACUGCGCUCUCAACAAAAGACAGAAACAUGUUUAGUGCUUCCACAAAUACACGUAAAAUUGGAAAGAAACUUGCAAUACAACUUAAAAAAGGUUCCAAUGGCCUUGGUUUCAGCAUUACAUCAAGGGAUAACCCUACAGGUGGCAGUGUUCCCAUUUACAUAAAAAACAUUCUUUCAAAAGGAGCUGCUGUUGAAGAUGGCAAACUAAGGCCAGGAGAUCGACUCCUUGAGGUAAAUGGUAUUGAGAUGAGUGGUAAGACACAAGAAGAGGCUGUGACAAUUCUUCGAAAUACAAAACUGGGAGCCAUUGUCAAUUUACUUAUAUCUCGACAAAGUACUGAUCAGCCCCCACCUAAACCUGCACGUGAUAAUCUUGAAAAAAAAUCUUCUUCUCGCCCAUCCUCAACAUCUCCUGCUAUCUUAGUGGAUCAUGGAGAAAUUUCACCCACACCUGAUGCUUCAAAUCAAGAAUACCUAACCUUUGACAUUGCUUUGAAUGAGACAAGUUCUGCAGGCUUAGGAGUCAGCGUUAAAGGUAAUACAAAUCCAUCUGAAACAGGAGCAAACCGAGAUUUGGGCAUUUUUGUUAAGGCAAUUAUUAACGGUGGUGCUGCAUCAAAGGAUGGUCGAUUGAAUGUAAAUGAUCAGUUGAUAGAGAUCAAUGGAGACUCUUUGCUGGGUUUGACCAAUCAUGAUGCAAUGGAGACAUUACGCCAAGCAAUGCGUAACAUUGACACAGUCAACAGCCACAUUCGUUUGGUCAUUGCAAGACAUCAAGAAUGCACAGACUCUCCUUUGCCAUCUUUAAACUCUGUAUCUAUCAGCAACCACAACAGUAGCUGCUCAGAUGAAACUGAAUCCAUUGAAAAUGGGCAAAAUGAUGGCAAUGCUAUCCAUAAUACAUCUAUUGGCUGCCAAACAGCAAGUGAUAGUAAAUCAAAAAAUAUUGGUAUACAGUCAUUGACAGUCAAUCCACCUGAACAGGAAACCGUUCUUAUUGAAGACGAUUCUUAUGAGCAAGAUGAUGGUUACCCACCUGUUUUCUCUGGAGAUGAUUAUUCACCCAAUUCGCCCAACCUUUGGAAUGAAGAAACAAUGUUAAAUCAUGAAAACAGUGAAUUAAAUCCUUUAAGUCCAGAUUUUGACCCUAACUUAGCAUUCCAGCGUGAGGGAUUUGGACGUCAGAGUAUGUCUGAGAAACGGAGAGGUCACCAUGAUGCUCGUUACAGUGAUUUCUAUCACUUAGCUAAAAACAACAGAGACGACAGAGCUGGAAAACAAGGCCUUAUACGUGCUGGCUCCAUGGAGUCUCUCAUUGGCAACAAAGUUAACUCUGGCACAAAAUUGCAUGAUGACAUGUCAGCUCGAGGUUUGCAUUCAGAUAUGUCUCUGAGAAAAAGAUCAAGUUCCAUGGAAAGUCUGCCAACUCCAGACUCUGCUUUCGAAAACCAAGCUCCUCCUUUUUGGGCAGCAGAGCGUGUGGCUAGGGGCCGCAUGUGUAAUGAGAGUUUUAGAGCUGCCGUGGAUCGAUCUUAUAAUGCUCCUCACAUUAUACAAAACAUGGAAACUCUUGAAGAAGAAAAUAGUGACACUGGCUCUGGUCCUGGCCAUGGGCAACUUCCACCUCGUGUACAUAGACCUGUAGCCCAUAAAGAUAAUUCUAUCCCUCAGGACGUACAGGCUCAACCUCCACAACCAGUUACUAAGGCCACUAAGAAGAAAGAACGCGACAAUCGAAAAAGUGGGGGUUUAUUUAAAGGAAUCUUCAAAUUUGGCAAAAGCAACAAAGAAGACAAGGCAGCAGCCAACAAGGAUCAAACUGCAGAGAAAGAGAAUUCUGGGAAGCAAAAGAAUGAUAAACCUUUGCCAGAGAUUUUGGAAAUGGAUCGUAAUUGGAAAAAUCCAAGAGCUGAUCCAGAAAGGCUUCCUGAACACCCUAAAUCUCCAUAUCUAGCCUCCCGUGCUCCUGUACCAAGACAGCGGCCCGGUUAUCGUGAUCCUUAUUACACAGAACCUUAUGUUGUGAGUACAACCACAAGGACUGAUAAAAUUCAACAGUUGAGAGAAGAGCAUCAACGAAGACACCAAGAACGUCAGGGUCGAUAUCCUCUGGAUGAACAAGAAGAGAUGUAUGAAAGACACUUGCAAGAAAUGGAAAGAAGGAAGUUUAGUAAUCAAAACCAACAUCCUCCACCACCACCCCCACCACAGCCGCCUUACCCAGAAGCUGAGUAUGCUAUAGUCAAUAAGAUUCACCAUCCAGGGGGGCGGCCCAAUCCACAUGAAAGAAUGAAUGCACACCUGAAUUAUCAAGAGAAGUCACAUAUACCACCUUAUGUUCCCCCUACAACCCACAACCAAAUGGAGAUGAACGUUUUUACCCUCCAGAUUAUCCAAGUGAACCUCAUCCAAAGCAUCCUCCCCCUUACCCAGCAGGAUCCAGAGAAGGUUGGCAUGGCAAUGGUUGUAGAAAUCAGCCACCACGUCAACAACCACGUCAUCACAGGGAUAAUCCCCAUUAUAAACCACAGGACAAUUCUCAAAGUAGCCAUGAACCAUGGCUUUACAUUCGGCCUGGGGGACACAGUGCCCCUCCUUCCUGGCCCCAUUCAAUACAAAUGGAGUCUCCAGCUUCUUCAGGAGAUCUGUAUGAUUAUCAUUCAAAUGGUAGAUAUGACUAUGCAGAUCCCACUUAUGCUGUUAUCCCCAGUGGUAGAAGGACACCAAACUCUUCAGCUAAUGUUUGAAUUUUUUUCCCUGGACCUCAGUUAA